AUAAACAAGCGGAAAUCAUUUCUAAAUUCAAAAGGUUUCACAAAUCCUUGUUUGGUUUCUAAGAAAAUUCGAAGCUCUCCGGGAAAAUGUCGGGAAGAGGGAAGGGAGGAAAGGGGCUCGGAAAGGGAGGAGCCAAGAGGCACAGGAAGGUUCUGAGGGAUAACAUCCAAGGAAUCACGAAGCCGGCGAUUAGGCGGCUGGCGCGUAGAGGAGGAGUGAAGCGAAUCAGUGGUCUGAUAUACGAAGAGACCAGGGGAGUGCUCAAGAUCUUCCUCGAGAACGUCAUCAGAGACGCCGUGACUUACACGGAGCACGCCAGGAGAAAGACUGUGACCGCCAUGGACGUCGUCUACGCUCUGAAGAGGCAAGGAAGAACUCUCUACGGUUUCGGCGGUUAGAUUUGGUCUAUUGUUAGUGCUCUGUUGUAGAUCAGGUAGGCUUGGUUGCGAUGCUUUUGUAUUUUGUCGAUUUCAAAACCUUAAAUCGUUAAAAUCACCUUUUGGUGAAGAAAACCAUUGUUCUCAAGUUGUGCGUUGUGGAUUGGGUUUCGGCGAUUAUUGAUUACUAGUACGAGAUGAACAUUUUCAUUUCAGUGAGAAUGGAUAAAACCCAAUUGCUUA
Tarenaya hassleriana is the source of this 620-nucleotide messenger RNA. Its product is annotated as histone H4. The record is from RefSeq and is a predicted model, not a curated record. Bases 87 to 398 code for a protein of 103 amino acids. The transcript has a single exon. Gene Ontology annotation, biological process: nucleosome assembly. Gene Ontology annotation, molecular function: protein heterodimerization activity; structural constituent of chromatin; DNA binding. Lineage: Eukaryota; Viridiplantae; Streptophyta; Magnoliopsida; Brassicales; Cleomaceae. Gene Ontology annotation, cellular component: nucleosome.